Messenger RNA from Lytechinus pictus (painted urchin), 6250 nucleotides. RefSeq names its product DNA mismatch repair protein Msh3-like. NCBI's taxonomy places the organism in Eukaryota, Metazoa, Echinodermata, Echinoidea, Temnopleuroida, Toxopneustidae. Gene Ontology annotation, cellular component: nucleus. Gene Ontology annotation, molecular function: mismatched DNA binding; ATP binding; ATP-dependent DNA damage sensor activity. The coding region runs from base 225 to 3572 and encodes 1115 amino acids. The record is from RefSeq and is a predicted model, not a curated record. The transcript has 22 exons. Gene Ontology annotation, biological process: mismatch repair; mitotic recombination.
ACACGUAUAAUCAAUAGAACCAAAUCCGCCGAGGAACCAAAUCUGCAAACAUCAAGCCGCGUCAAACCCGGCGGAUAUGGUUCCGAUUAAAAACGAUAUCGGCCAUUUAGAACGAUAUCUGCCGGCGGAUACGGUAUCCGCCGGUGGAACCAAAUCCGCCGCUACACCGGCCGGGAGGAGAUAUAAUAGAUAGACGGAGCUCUCAAAAUACUGCAUUGGCGACCAUGUCAAAAGCACAGACGACGAUCUCGCGUUUCUUUGCAAAAAAGUCUGCCAAGAAAAGCGGUGACACAUCGAACUUGAAUCGGCAUGAUAAUUUACAGUGCACAUUAUCAGGCGAUACGUUCCCAAGAAAGCGAUGUCGGUCUUUCGGGGAGGAUGAACACUUCCACCAGAAAUCUCCUAAACAGCUUAAAUUAGAUGGCAAAAUCCUCUGUAAUUCAGAUUCCCAAUAUGGUAUUCCUCCACUUUCAGCCGGUACCCUUAAGAAGCUGCAUGCUUUUGCCUUUUCUAGCCAAGCAGAGUCAGAAAGCAAUGAAAUAUAUCAGAAUACCAGCAAAACCCCUUCAUCAUCUUCACCUGCAAAUGCUUCAAACUUUCCAAGCAUUACUGAAGAGACAAAAGGCUCACGGUCAUCCCAAGAUUCAAAUUCAGAAACAAUCAAAGAAGAAUCUUUGGCAUCAAACCUUAGACCCUCAGUGGACUGUGAGUGUGGUACUCCAGCAAGUAUUGCUAAAGUCUCUCAGUGUGCUGAAUCACCCAGAGUUAAAGCUCUUGAGAACAACUCCCACUCAGGUAGUGCAACAACCUCGGUAUCUGCUAGGAUGAUGUCACCUGGAUCAUCAGAUAAUGUCUUUGGUAAAAAUGCAAGAGUAAAGAAGUCACAGUAUACCCCUCUUGAGCAGCAGUUCAUGAAGAUCAAGGAGAACUAUGCAGAUUCUCUCCUUCUCGUGGAAUGUGGAUAUCGAUAUCGUUUCUUUGGACAAGAUGCAGAGAUUGCAGCCAAAGAAUUGAACAUCUUUUGUCAUCAUGAUCACAACUACAUGACAGCCAGCAUACCGACACAUCGUCUCUUUGUCCAUGUCCGUCGAUUGGUUGCCAAGGGAUACAAAGUCGGUGUGGUCAAACAGAUGGAAACUGCUGCCCUUAAAGCUGCCAGUGAUAACAAGGGUCAACCAUUUGAGAGGAAACUGACCGCUCUCUACACCAAGUCAACAUUGAUUGGUGAAGAUCUGGAGCCAUCUUUUCAGACUGAGGAGUAUACAAGCGAUCAGAUCAUUUUCUCAUCAUCACCUACAAGUUAUCUCCUCUGUGUAUGUGAGUUCUCCGACAAAGAAGCCAAGAGCACUAAGAAUGAUCAAAUACAGUUUGGACUUGCAGCAGUUCAACCAGCUACAGGAGAUGUCAUCUAUGAUUGUUUCCAUGAUAACAUUAAUCUCAGUGAGCUUGAUACCAGACUGCACCACAUUCAGCCAGUAGAACUUCUCCUACCAGAAACAUUGUCAGAUAGAACGGAGAAACUUAUCAAGGAUUUUAGAAUGAGCUGUCUGACUGAAGAUUCCAUCAGAAUAGAACGAUUACCAGCGGAUGUUUUCCAGUUUACCAAGGCAGUAGAGGAAGUCUCAUCUUUUUAUUGCAACCAGACUAAUACCCCCAAUAAGGCUACAGUACUUCAGACUGUACUGAGUUUACCAAAGCCUGUGAUCUGUUGUAUAGCUGCUUUAGUGAAAUACUUAGCGGAAUUCAGUCUUCAUAGGAUUCUGCAAGUAGCAAGUAAUAUGAGAGCCUUCACCACUUCACAUGAUGCACUGAGAUUAGAUGCGUGUGCUUUGAGGAACCUAGAAAUAUUCAAUAAUCAUGUUGAUGGCAGUGAAAAGGGUUCUCUACUCUGGGUGCUAAACCACACCAAGACGCAGUAUGGAAAAAGACAAUUCAUUCAGUGGUUAUCUCAACCUCUUACAGAUAUACAGGGGAUUGAAUGCAGACUUGAUGCUGUAAGUGAACUACUAGAAUCUGAUUAUCCAUCACUAAACAAACUAUAUCAAGUUCUAUCAAGAUCUCCAGAUGUAGAAAGAGGUUUAUCUUCCAUCUUUCACAAAAAGUGUUCAGCCUCCCAGUUUGUGAUCGUGACAAGAUCACUGUCUAGAUUAAGCCUGGCUGUAAAGACUGUACAUGAGACCAUUAACAUCAAAUCAGGUCUUCUCAAAGAUAUCUUCACUCGGGUUCCAUCUCUCCUAGAAGGAAUUGAAUCUUUCUUAGUUGCCAUCAAUGAAACAGCUGUCAAGGAUGCAGAUAAAACCAAGCUUUUUGCUGACCCAUCUCAAUUCCCAGCUGUUCACAAAUGCAUGCAGGAGAUAGAAAUAGUCAAGAAUGAGAUGAUGGAGCAUAAGAAGAGAUUACGGAAAGAAGUUACCAUGCCAACCGCUGAGUUUGUGUCAGUUUCAGGAAAUGAGUAUAUGAUUGAAAUAAAAAAGAGUCAAGUGAAGAAAGUACCCAAAGACUGGCUUCAAAUCAGUAGUACCAAGCAAGUAUCAAGAUACCGACCACCAUACAUUGAAGAAAGUUUCAAACGUCUUUGUCAACUAAGAGAGCAGCUAGCAGCAGAAUGCCAGAAUGCUUGGUUAGAAUUCUUAGAGGACUUUGGUGAGAAAUAUUCCUCAUAUCGCAGAGCAGUACAGUAUCUAGCGCAAUUUGAUUGUCUUCUUUCCAUGGCAACGGUUUCUAAGCAAGAAGGAUAUUGCAGGCCAGUCAUCCAUGAAGCCCCCUGCAAAAUUGAAAUUAAAGGUGGGCGUCAUCCCAUAGUCAGCACACUGAAAGCUGAGCAGUAUGUUCAUAAUGAUACUUCCAUUAAUGUUGAUGGAUUACGUUGUAUGAUCAUCACUGGUCCUAACAUGGGAGGGAAGAGCUGUUAUAUCAAACAGAUAGCACUCAUUACUAUCAUGGCACAGCUUGGUUGUUAUGUUCCUGCUGAGAAUGCAUCUAUAGGUGCCAUAGAUGCUAUAUAUGCCAGAAUGGGAGCUUCUGACAAUAUAUUCAAAAAUCAAAGUACCUUCAUGUCUGAACUUCAGGAAGCAUCAAACAUCAUGGCCAAGGCCACAUCUAGAAGUCUGGUUAUCAUGGAUGAACUAGGUAGGGGGACCAGUACACAUGAUGGUAGUGCUAUUGCCUUUGCUACUGCAAGACAUCUUAUCAAUGAGGUGAAAUGCUUGACUCUGUUUGUGACUCACUACCAACCUCUUGCUGAAUUGAGUGAUCACUUCCCUUCCCAUGUUGGCAACUAUCACAUGUCCUUUCUCUUGCAUGAUAGACAAGAUGAUGCUGGAUAUCAUGUAGAGAGGUUAACCUUCCUUUAUCAGCUGGUUGAAGGUGUAGCAUCUUGUAGCUAUGGACUCAAUGUUGCUAGGCUGGCAGGUAUACCGGACACCAUCUUAUACAAGGCAUCAAGCAAGUCACGUGACCUUGAAAAGUCUGUUACUAUGAUUAACGCUGCCAAUGAUUUCACUGUGCUGUGGAAGAAAAUGCGAUCCGAUGUUGAUGGACUGGGUGAUCUAAAACAUCUCUUAGCUUUAUAAUUAACAACCCUCAUGGGAACUUCAGCAGGACAAUCUGGAUGUUUGGUAUUUAUUGUAACAAGAAAAACAGAAAAAUAGUCUGAAGACUGUAAAACCAGUGUACAUGAAUGUAACAGGAGAGUACAAUAAUCAUAAGAUUAUUAUAAACAAAAUAAGAUGUUAAAUCAGUUACUUAUUAAACAUGAAAGAUGUACGAGGAAAAGUGAAAGAAAAAUUUAGAAAGUAAUAUGUUGAUCAAUGAAGCACGUACAAACAUCUAAAAGUGUGAUAAUGUUAAUUUGAACAUAAGGUAAUGUGGAAACCAGUCAAAAGAGUAAUAGGUUGGAGCGGUGACAGAUAGAAAGAUGCAGAUAAAUGGAUAUUAGAAAAAAUAAUAAUACCAGCUGGUUCGGAAGCAUAAGAUAUUACAAACAUUAUUAGGUAAGAUAUGGCGUUAACUAAUUAAAAUAUUGCAGAACAAUAAGUCACAAAGAGUUCAAUAUUCAAAUUUAACAAGUCUGCUGUUUUAUUCAUUUGUUCAUAUAGUUCAAAAUAUGCAGAUCAAUGGAUUUCAAAGAAAAAAUACAAGUUCAGAAACAUUGCGAGUAUAAUUAAGUAAAACAGUCACAGUAACUAAGUAAAAUAUUGUACAAGUCACAGUGACUUCAUUAUUUGCUUCAUUUAUUAGAAGGUGAGUAAGAAAAGAAAAGGGAAAAUUAUUCAAAAAGGUUAAAAAAAGGCAAGAGGAAAGUGAAAAAUGUUAACCAUAAAUCGGCCGCACAAAUUUUUUUUACUGUGCCACUCGCUGACUUUUUACUUUUAAGUCUCGCGCAACUUUUGAGAUCAAAUUAUAACAUGAGCCAACAUCCUAGCAUAAUCGUUUGUGCAUGGCAGAUUACAGCCAAUAAAUACUGAGGCAUGUCAGAAAUUAUUUGCGCAGAAACUCGCGUGUGAAUCUGAAUCCACUCUAAUUUCAGGAAUCAGAGAUAUUUAACAAUGAAUACUAAAGAAAUGCUAAUGAGCCAAUCGUCAAAUAAGCACGGUCGCCGUAUCACAAACCAAUCUUGUUCAACUCUUCUGCGCAACCUGAUUUUGAUGUUAAAAUUUCAAAUUCAUCUUGCUCAUUAAUGUGUUACGUGUUCGUCUCUUAUUACAUGUAGGUAUCAAAAUAUAGAAGAAUAAUUUAAUUGUAUGAUUAUGUAAAUGAAAUAUCAUGAUUUAUUUUCCUUUGAAGAAAUAAAGACAUGGGAAUCUCGAUUGCCUGUUUUCUUGGAUGCACUGUAUAAUUCUAUAAAUCCAGCUAUGUACAGUGCUUCCCAGAAAAAAAGAAGACCAGGAAUCCAUCCCAUGUCUUUAUUCUUCAAAUGCAAAUGAUUAUGAUAUUUCAUUUACAUGAUCAUAUGAUUCAAUUAUUCCUCUUUAUAGGGGUCGAACACUUCACGUAUUAAUGAGCUUCACGAGUUUGAAAUUUUAAUGUCAAAAUCAGGUUGCGCAGAAAAAAUUGGACAGGAUUGGUUCAUGAUACAACCAUCUGCUUAUUCGACAAUUGGCUCAUUAGUAUUUCUUUUGUAUUCUUUAUUAAGAUUCUCUCACUGAUUCCUCAAAUGAGUGUGGAUUCAGAUUCACACGUGAGUUUCUUCGCAAAUAAUUUCUGACAUGCCUCAGAAUUUAUUGGCUGUAAUCUGCCAUGCAUGAAUGAUUUGCUAGGAUGUUAGUCUUGCCAUGAGUAUCAAAUUUAUAGUAAAAACAUUUUGUGAAAUCUUUCCCUGAAAACGGGUUUCCUUUUUGUGGGACGUGCUGUACAUAUCAAAUGUAAAUCAAACAAGAUGGGUAACAUUUUCAGAAGGAUCUUGUAGUUGUAUCCCAAGACUACUGAGUGAACCAUUGGCCGAAUAAACGUCAUUGUAAAGGACAGGUUAUUUUCAAUUAUAUUUCCUUUUUUUGGUUUUCGUAUGUACACAACUAUUAAUUGGCCUUCCUUCUUUUCUUCCAAUCCUUGGUUUUAAAAAUAAGUAUAAUCUUUGCAAAUUUAGACAUUCUAUAGGUGUUGUUCCUUUAAUCCAUGUCUCUGUCAAUCAAAAGUAUCAAUUUAUUUUUAGGUACAACAAUUACAAGUUUAUUAUCGAUUGACCUCUAUCAUUCAACAAACAAACCAUGUAAAGUCAUAAUGAAAAUUUUUGUUCGCCAGUACAAUUUUCUCAAGAUUGUAAAUGUCUCCAUUUCUUAUCUUAAAAUGUUGGGUAUACUUUUUUUGUUGAAUCAAAACUGGUAUAGGAAGUUCAAAUGGAAGCUGUGAAGACAUUGAUAAUAUACUGUGCUUCAAAGUUAAUUUCUUGCGACCUUUAGAUCCACGAUUAGUUUUACAAAAGCUCCUUGGUUUUACACUUUAACAAGCUCAUGGAUCCUUCUCCAAACAUCAGAGUUUAGACGAAAAGUGGGGACAGUUGAAAAGUCUUUGUUCUGACUUUAACAAGUAAUAACUUGUUAAAGGUAGGAUGGUUGAUGUCAUGAAUGUAUUCAGUACUAGAACGGUUGAUAAUAAUAUAUUGAUGAAGCGAGUUGAUGUCAUACAUUCACUUUUUAUCUACAUGUUUUGCUUUUACUAUUUAUAAGUAUCUGCAUGUAAUCAGAUUAUCUGAUCUUUUGAAGGAUCAGAUUAUCUUCAUGAAAAAUAAUAAAGUGAAUAAAGUGCAUAAUAA